Messenger RNA from Miniopterus natalensis, 3930 nucleotides. Lineage: Eukaryota; Metazoa; Chordata; Mammalia; Chiroptera; Miniopteridae. The record is from RefSeq and is a predicted model, not a curated record.
CCAUAACCAAGCCUUCAAAAAGCCAUCCACUGAGAGGAUUUCCCUUCACCACUCUCCACUUUCAGGUGGUACCUGCAUAUCAAGCAGAGCCCGAGUUUUCUUCAGGCAGCUGGUCAUGGGAACUUCCCAUGGAGUAGAUGACAUGGUCAUGAGGAAAUCACACAGCGACUUGUGCCUUCAGGAUCUUCUAGAGCCCAUUUUCAUACAAAUUGCUUCCACUUGAUGAUGGAGUGUUGCUGUGCACCCAACCUCAUGACCUAGUGGAGCAGACACUUCAUGAUGAACAGCUCAGGUCACAUGAGAACCCACUGGCCCAUGGUCAAGCAUUCAGGACUCUGCCCUUUCCUAAUGGAGAGCACACAGGAGGGAAUGGCUGCUGUGGCUCCGACUGCCAGAUGCCAGGAAUCAGUGACAUUCAUGGAUGUGGCCGUGAUUUUUACGGAUGAAGAGUGGAGGCAUCUGGUCCCAAUUCAGAGGGAGCUCUACAAGGAGGUGAUGCUGGAAAAUUAUGAGAGCAUUGUCUCACUAGGACUUCCAGUUCCUCAACCUGAUGUGAUUUUCCAGUUGAAGAGAGAGGAUAAGCCUUGGAUAGUUGAUCUUCAUGAAUCUGAUGAGAGAGGAUGGCCAGGGAAGAUUUCUCUAGACUGGGAGACUAAUCCUGAGAUUCAAGGUACUUCAGAAGAAGAAAAGUCAAAAGGAUUGUCCAGGGAAAAACUUGGAAGACAAGAUCCUCUGUGUCCUAAAUUGGAAGUUCAUGCACUGGAAGGUGGGUUGGAAACAGAGAAGGAAAGCCCUGCAGUGGAGACCUGCAAGAAAUCCCUUUCCCAGGAGGAAAGCUUGCGGCAAGGGUCAACCCCUCCUAGGAAAAUUCUCACUAAGGACAGAGACCAGGAAUGCAGAGAUUGUGGGAAGACAUUUUUCGAUCACUCAUCCCUUAUCCGCCAUCAGAGGACUCAUACGGGAGAGAAGCCCUAUGACUGUCACGAGUGUGGAAAAGCUUUUUUCAACCGUUCAUCUCUAACUGUACAUCAACGAAUUCACACUGGAGAGAAGCCCUUUAAAUGUCGUGAGUGUGGGAAAGCUUUCAGUCACAGGUGCAGUCUCAGCAGACAUUUGAUGUCUCACACUGGGGAGAGCCCCUAUGAAUGCAGCGCAUGUGGGAAAGCCUUUUUCGACCGUUCAUCCCUAACUGUACAUCAGCGAAUUCACACUGGAGAGAAGCCAUUUAAAUGCAGCGAAUGUGGGAAAGCCUUCUUUGACCGUUCAUCCCUCACUCGACAUCAGAGAAUUCAUACUGGAGAAAGUCCUUAUGAAUGCAAUCAGUGUGGGAAAGCCUUCAGUCAGAAAAGCAUUCUUACUCGACACCAGCUCAUCCAUACUGGCCGGAAGCCUUAUGAAUGUACUGAGUGUGGGAAAGCCUUCUAUGGUGUCUCAUCUCUAAAUAGACAUCAAAAAGCCCAUGCUGGAGAGCCUCGCUACCAGUGUGGUGAGUGUGGGAAAGCAUUCUUUGACCGGUCAUCCCUUACGCAGCAUCAGAAGAUUCACACUGGAGACAAGCCCUAUGAAUGCAGUGAAUGUGGGAAAGCCUUUAGCCAGAGAAGCAGGCUUACGCGACAUCAGAGAGUUCAUACAGGAGAGAAACCCUUUGAAUGCAGCGUAUGUGGGAAAGUGUUUAGUUCUAAAUCAUCAGUUAUUCAACAUCAACGGCGGUAUGCCAAACAGGGAAGCGGUCCGGCGAGGGUCGCGCGCGUCCCCGGGCCUCCGGGUGGACAGAGCGGUGGACCCCGGUUCCCGCGGCGGGGUCCUCCUGCACGGCCGAGGGAAGGAGUCGCCAUUGAGCCUGGGGGCAGAGAGUCACUUUCCAAGGGUUCAGACCUUCCCCAUGCUGGAAACCCAGGAGAAAAUGGCAUGCUGACCUCUGCAUCCCAGGAGUCGCUCAUGAUCAGGGAUAUGGCCGAGGCUCUCACCCAGUGGGGACAGCUGAACCCUCCGCAGGGAGAUGUCCCCGAGAAGCAUAGGAAUCUGGUCUUGCUGGGGCUUCCGAUUUCCAAGCCUGACGUAAUCUCUCAGUUGGAGUGUGGGGAGAAGCUGGAGAGAGAAGCCUCAAAAGCUACUAGUCCAGACUGGGAGACAAGACCAGAAGGCAAGGAGCUAACCCAAGAGCACGAUGCUUCUGAAGAAGAGUCAUCCCCUGGGGUGUUAAUAGAAAGAUUUCCCAAGGAAGGUGACAGUGGAUGUGAGGGUUCAUUAGAGAGUCAGCAGGAAAACCAUGAGAAACAUUUAAUACAAGAGGUUGUCACUCAGAAGAAAUCUGGGGAGAAAAGUUACCAGUGUGAUGAAUUUGGAAGAAAUUUUGGUCGAAGGUCAUUACUUGUUCAACAGCAAGAAGAGAGACUAUGUAAUUGUGAUUCAUUUAAAAAGAACCUAAAACAAAGUUCAGAUCUAAUGAGGCAUAAGAGAAUUUGUGCAGGGAAGAAACCCUGGAAGUGUAAUGAGUGUGAGAAAGCCUUUAGUUACUACUCAGCUUUUGUCUUGCAUCAGAGAAUUCACACAGGAGAAAAGCCCUAUGAGUGUAAUGACUGUGGCAAAGCCUUUAGCCAGAGCAUACACCUUACUCUACAUCAGAGAAUCCAUACUGGAGAGAAGCCCUACAAAUGUCACGAGUGUGGGAAAGCCUUUAGUCACCGAUCAGCCCUUAUUCGGCAUCACAUAAUUCACACUGGAGAGAAACCCUAUGAGUGCAAUGAAUGUGGGAAGGCCUUUAAUCAGAGCUCAUAUCUCACUCAACAUCAGCGAAUUCACACCGGAGAGAAACCUUAUGAGUGUAAUGAAUGUGGGAAGGCCUUCAGCCAAAGCACGUUUCUUACCCAGCAUCAGGUUAUUCACACUGGAGAGAAGCCCUAUAAGUGUAACGAAUGUGGGAAAGCUUUUAGUGAUCGUUCAGGCCUCAUCCAGCACCAGAGAACUCAUACUGGGGAGAGGCCUUAUGAGUGUAAUGAGUGUGGGAAAGCCUUUGGCUACUGUUCAGCCCUGACUCAACACCAGAGAACUCACACGGGGGAGAAACCCUAUAAAUGCAGUGAUUGUGCCAAAGCCUUCAGUGACCGCUCAGCCCUCAUCCGUCAUCAGAGAACACACACUGGAGAGAAACCUUACAAAUGUAAUGAUUGUGGGAAAGCCUUCAGCCAGAGCUCAUCUCUCACAAAGCACCAGAAAACUCACACUGGAGAAAAACCUUAUAAGUGUAAGGAUUGUGGAAAGGCCUUCAGCCAGAGUUCAUCCCUUUCUCAACACCAGAAAACUCAUGCUGGAGGGAAAACCAAGGAAUUUGGAAAAGCCUUUUGUGAGCAUUCAGCCUUUGGCUAGCAAAAUAAUUCAUACUGGAUAAGACUGUAAAAUUGUUUCCUGGUGUGAGUAAUCAUCUGAGUAUCUCAGUCAACAAUUCUUGAGGGGAAAAUUGUUGAUUAGGAAAACUACUCAGAUAAUUAUACCCAGGAAAAAAUGAAGCUUGUGAGUUGGUCAGUCACAAAGUUUUCAUGAGAGCAGCUUCCCCUGAAGCCAGAGACAUUGGCCUGGCAGUUUGCUUCUGCACUUUGUGUCUUUGCUUAUUGAGACAUCUACUGAGAGUCAUGUUAGGUACCAGGGUCAGACCUGUAGCCUAGAAAUGGGGAGUACAGAGGGACCUGUGAUGUUUUCAGUCUGUUUUAAGCUGUCUGAGUUACUUGACAAUGUGCUUACGUAUGCAGAUUUACGUUCAUUGUAUGUAGUUUGUACUUUAGACUUUUUCAUACCAUAGUAAAAUUUAGUUGUAGACCUGAACUGACACUGCAUAUUAGGUUGCAAAAAUUUGAAAACACUUUAAAAUACUUGCCUCUCACCAUUUUACUUUUGGGUAGAGGCAGAUCACAUAUAUAUAUAUAUGUAUAUAUA